Molecule: messenger RNA, 1492 nt
Organism: Nicrophorus vespilloides
Lineage: Eukaryota; Metazoa; Arthropoda; Insecta; Coleoptera; Silphidae
Gene: shd
Product: ecdysone 20-monooxygenase
Exons: 2
Molecular function (GO): oxidoreductase activity, acting on paired donors, with incorporation or reduction of molecular oxygen; iron ion binding; monooxygenase activity
Source: RefSeq, a predicted model, not a curated record
UUCGAGGUGAGCCUUCUGGUCGUGAUGAUUUCGUAUUACCUCUUCGGCCAGAGGAGUUCGUGGAAGGCGCGUCUCUCGUCGACGAUGCUCAGACACAGCAGUGAAGUGCCCGGUCCUCUGGCUCUGCCCGUCUUCGGUUCUUGUUGGGUUUACACGGCUGUCGGCGGUUACAGCUUCACCAGGGUGCACGAGUUCUACAGGGACAUGUUCCUGCAGCACGGACCCAUCGUCAAAGAGGAGGCCCUGUGGAAUGUGCCGGUGAUUAGCGUGGUGGAACGAUCGGAUAUCGAGAAGGUGUUUCGGAGCUCCGGAAGGUAUCCCAUUCGUCCGCCCACAGAAGCGAUCGCCCAUUACCGCAGAAGCAGACCGGAUAGAUACGCCAGUACCGGAAUGGUCAAUGAACAAGGUGCAAGCUGGUAUCAUCUGCGCUCGAACCUCACCAGCCAUUUAACGAGCACCAAGACCAUCGCAUCGUUCUUGCCGCAAGUCGAGGAAAUCUGCGGCGAUUGGUGCAGCCUUCUCGAUCAACUCAAGGACCCCAAAGACCUCAUCAGUAACGUUGAAGUGCUGGCCAGUCGGUUAGGUCUUGAAGCUAUCUGUUCGCUGGUUCUUGGAAGGAGGAUGGGUUUCCUCUACGAAGAAGCCGAUUCUAAACUCACGUAUCGCCUGGCGCACGCCGUCAGCAAUCAUUUCGGCGCCUGCAGAGACACAUACUACGGUCUCCCGCUGUGGAAGCUGUUCCCAACACCGGCCUACAAGAAACUGGUGGAAAGCGAGGAGGAGAUUUACAAUUUGGUGUUGGAGAUUAUCGAAUCCGCGGAUGAGGCUUCGAUGGAAAGUGCUGUGUUUCAAUCGGUGCUCAAGGCGGACGUUGACUCGCGCGAAAAGACCGCUGCCAUCGUUGAUUUCAUCGCGGCCGGCAUUUACACGAUGCGCAACAGUAUGGUGUUUCUUUUGAAUACGGUGGCCAACGAUCCGAAGAUCCAAGAAGCCAUCCUUCAGGACCCGACCGGAGCCUAUGCCAAGGCCUGCGUGAACGAGACCUUCCGAUUACUGCCGACCGCAAAUUGCUUGGCGCGCGUCAUCGAGAACGACCUGGAGCUCUCCAACUAUAGGAUUCCCAAGCAUUCGGUGGUUCUGUGUCACACGGGAUUAGCAUGCAGGGACGACAGGAAUUUCCCGCAAGCGGAGAAGUUCAUACCGGAGAGGUGGUUGGACGAUGCGAAGCAGGAAACAACUUCGGUGGGCACCUACCUCGUGGUUCCCUUCGGUAUCGGGCGUCGAACGUGUCCCGGUAAACGGUUCAUCGAGCAGAUCCUGCCGAUCGCUCUUCAGCACACCGUGCGGAACUUCAAGAUGGCCAACGUGAAUCCCCUGGAAGUACAAUUUGAGUUCCUGCUGGCGCCAAAGGGACCCAUCAACAUGGUCUUCGAAAAACGGUUUUGAAGAUACAAACAAAAAUAUUAUUCAAUAUAAAAGGCUGUGUUUUGCA